AUGGUCACCCACACUGGCCUUAAAGCUCAUAAAUGUGACAUCUGUUCAAAGCAGUUCUCACAGAAGUCUUCCCUUGUCACCCACAUGAGGUUCCACGCUGGACUGCGCAACUUUAAGUGUACAAUCUGUGAUAAAACAUUCACCCAGUCUUCCCAUCUCAGGACCCAUGAGAAAGGAGUCCACAAGAAAGAGCGAGACCAUAAAUGCAAACUGUGUGGAAAGGGCUACCUUAAUUCAGGGCAUCUCCGCGAACACAUGCGAUCACAUACGGGAGAGAAACCGUAUGUCUGUGCAGUGUGCAAGAGGGGAUUCACAAGAUCACAUUGUUUGAAGUCACAUAUGCUAGUGCACACAGGAGUGAAGUCCUUCAAGUGUGACGUGUGUAGCCUCUCCUUUGCUCAUGCCAAUACCCUGAAAGUUCACAUGAGAACGCAUACCGGCGAGAAGCCUUAUACUUGCGACCAGUGUGAUGCAGCAUUUGGUCGAUACGACAGUUUACAGCAACACAAGCUGUCACACACAGGGGAAAGGCCAUUCUCUUGUACUGUGUGUAGCAAAACAUUCCAAACAAACUCAGGUUUGAAGUGUCAUAUGUCUGUGCACACGGGUCAGGUCUUCAGGUGCGAUGUCUGCGACAAGACGUUUGCAUCACAACAAACCUGCAAGGAGCACCAGAGGACUCACACAGGAGACCUGCUGCAGUGUGGUCAGUGUGACAAGACUUUCACAAAUAGGUCAUCACUGAAGAGGCACAAACUGACUCAUUCUGAGGCACAGUCCCUGGAGUGUGAGAUAUGUGGCAAAGUUAUGUCCGGACUGUCUUCAAUGCAUAAUCACAUGAAGCUGCAUAAGGAAAAGAAACAUAAGUGUGCCGAAUGUGGUAAGAUGUUUCACAAAGCUGCGAGUCUCAGAGCUCACAGGUACAAGCAUAAUCCCGAGGACAAGCCAUACACAUGUGAUGUUUGCGGGAAGGCGUUUCCGCUCGCAAGCACCCUCAAGGUGCACAAGACCACACAUCUUGAUAAGCUGCCCUUCCAUUGUCACUUCUGUCAGAAAGGAUUCGCUCAGAAAUCCAACAUGAAGAAACACAUUAAGGUGUGCCAUGAAGAUGAGACGAAAUCGUCAGCAUCUGAGGAACUUGAUGAAGGGGCCGUGCUAGAUGAUGAAUCUGACUCCCAGUCCGUCAUGGGGGAAGAAGAGACAGAAGAAGUGACAGAAGAAGAGACAGAAGAAGCACCGGGUAACAUUUAG
Messenger RNA from Haliotis rubra (blacklip abalone), 1251 nucleotides. RefSeq names its product zinc finger protein 431-like. NCBI's taxonomy places the organism in Eukaryota, Metazoa, Mollusca, Gastropoda, Lepetellida, Haliotidae. The record is from RefSeq and is a predicted model, not a curated record. The transcript has a single exon. The coding region runs from base 1 to 1251 and encodes 416 amino acids.